AACAUUGCUGCUGCUCCACCAGUGUGUAACUGUGGUAAGUGCAUUACCACCACAGACUGAACAAGUGCUAAAGGAAACUCAAAGCAAGUCUUCACAACUGGGGUAAUGCAGGCAGGCUUUUGAAUUAAUUUCUCCAUGUGAAGUACUUCAGCACGCUUUUGAAGAAAAGAUGCUCUGUUAACUUCAGAAACCAACCUAUUUUGAAAUGCUCCUUUUCCCUGGAAAAUGAAAGGUCAAAUGGGAACUGUGAAGGACGUUGAAACAGUGACUUGUGAAAUACACCUCUCUUCUGCUCACAUCUGAUACGUAGCAAGAGAAAAGAAACAGGGCUUGCAUGGACAUCAUGGAGGUACACCAAACGAGAAAACUACUGAUGACUUUGUGGAUAAUGCUCGGGGAGCUGGAAGUGUUCAUCUCUGCCUUGAGUCUUCGAAGGUCAAAAACAGUCACUUCUUCUUCAAGUACAAUUGCUUCUUUAGGAAGCUGUGCACUUUCUCUCAUUUUGGAAGUCUUUAUUUUCAAACAGAAGAACAACUUCAAGAAUUCUUCAAAAAAGCAGGAGAAACUCCCCCAGGGACAGAUGUACUUGGAAAACAAGGAUGACAGUACGAUUUCUAGAAAACAAGAGAUGGAGCUGAAUCAGACAUCUCGAUCUAUAGACGCCAAUCUAUCUGCAAAGGUUGCAGCCAAACCAGUGACCAGAAGUUGCAAUGAGCUGCAGCUAUUAAAAGAAUAUCACGGCAUGGUAGCAGCUCUCGGAGAGCCACAGACCCUUUGUGAAAACACAGCAAUAGGGGAUGAUUGCUGUGUUGCACUGGGGAAGGAUUUCACUCCUCUCCCCAUGCAGGGAAGAUAUCACUUCAAUUUUUCCAAAUUAUUCAGCCCAAGGUCAAAAAACACUUGCUUUACAGAGAGGACACCACUGCUGAAGGUUUCCUCAGAGGAAAAUGGAUUACCGUGCCUGGCUCUUCAUAAUCCAGAUUUUACCACGGAUGAUGAUUCAUGGGACAACAGCUCGGCAGAAUUUGAACAAAGGUUUCAUCUGGGAAGUGGAAUGACCAGUUUGUCCAGAUCUGUUUCUUCUGAGAGAUAUGAAAUUUUGGACAACCUCCAUGUAAAGUUCAAUUUAUCAAAGAUGAGAUGCUGUCUAAAAUUCCUAAAAGUUUCAGGCCUUCUUAUCUUUGUAGUUGUCUGCUCGAUUUUAUUUGGCAUUUAUCCAGAGCAAGGUAUGCCCUGGCAGAUGUUGGCUGUAUCACCUCUGGAAAGCUUCUCUAUGAAUCUUACAGACUUUCAUGACUCUGCCCUGAUGAAGUUAGAUAUAGGAGGACCUUUUGUAGCAGAUGUAGCUGGUCAGCAAACAGAGGAAUACAUUGUAGUACAAAUCAGCCAGACUGAAGAUGCCGGAUCAAGAAGGAGACGCCAGCAGCAGGUUGUAUACAACUGGUCACUACCCUUAAGUUCAAGAAGAAAUCAGCAAAUCAUCACAACUAGAACCUUUGAGAUACUAAACAGAGGUGCCAUCUUUGUAAACAUUCAAGCUUUCCUACAGGAGCCUGGGAGUGUUCCUCUCUCCAUGAAGUAUCAGUACCUGCAUGCAAAUAUAGAGGCACAAGUAACAAUUGCAUCCAUCAUCUUAGUAGGUGUCUAUGUCCUGAUCAUACUGGAAAUUGUUCACAGAACCCUUGCAGCGAUGUUGGGCUCUUUGGCAGCGCUGGCUGCUUUAGCUGUUGUUGGGGAGAGGCCAAGUAUGGUCAAAGUGGUGGAGUGGAUUGAUUAUGAGACACUGGCGCUGUUGUUUGGAAUGAUGAUUUUGGUGGCCAUAUUCUCAGAAACAGGAUUCUUUGAUUACUGUGCGGUAAAGGCCUAUCGAUUCUCUAGAGGCAAGGUGUGGGCCAUGAUAACGAUUCUGUGCCUGAUUGCUGCUAUUCUUUCUGCAUUUUUGGACAACGUCACCACAAUGAUGCUCUUUACUCCAGUAACCAUAAGGCUAUGUGAAGUACUUAAUCUUGAUCCUAAGCAUGUCCUGAUUGCAGAAGUAAUCUUCACAAAUAUUGGAGGGGCUGCCACGGCCGUUGGAGAUCCUCCAAAUGUGAUUAUUGUUUCAAAGCAGAAGCUGAGGAAGGAGGGAUUGGAUUUUGCAGCCUUCACAGCGCAUAUGUUUAUUGGCAUUUGCCUUGUUGUUCUGGUCUCCUUUCCUUUUCUCAGACUUCUUUACUGGAACAAAAAACUUUACAAUAAGGAACCAAGUGAAAUUGUUGAACUGAAACAUGAGAUCUAUGUUUGGAGAUUGACAGCACAGCGUAUCAACCCUGCCAGCAGAGAAGAGACGGCAGUGAAAUGCCUCUUGAUGCAGAAGGUCCUGACUCUGGAGAUACUCUUGAGGAAGAAGCUCAGAACCUUCCACAGGCAAAUUUCACAAGAAGAUAAAAACUGGGAAACAAAUAUUCAGGAACUCCAGAAAAAACACAGAAUAACAGACAAAAUUCUUCUCAUCAAAUGCCUGACUGUCUUGGGGUGUGUUAUUCUUAUGUUUUUUCUGAACUCAUUUGUUCCAGGCAUCCACCUAGAUCUUGGUUGGAUUGCCAUGUUGGGAGCUAUUUGGCUGCUAGUGUUAGCAGACAUCCAUGAUUUUGAGAUGAUAUUAAACAGAGUUGAAUGGGCAACCCUUCUUUUCUUUGCAGCAUUAUUUGUUCUCAUGGAGGCUUUGGCUCAUCUGCAUUUAAUAGACUAUAUAGGGGAGCAGACAGCUUUGUUAAUAAAGGUAGUUCCGGAGGAGCAGCGUUUGGCGGUUGCCAUCAUUUUAGUGCUCUGGGUGUCUGCUUUGGCCUCGUCUGUGAUUGACAAUAUUCCAUUCACGGCUACAAUGAUUCCUGUGCUUCUCAACCUGAGUAAAGAUCUUGAUGUUAACCUGCCUAUGAAACCAUUAAUCUUUUCAUUGGCCAUGGGUGCCUGCCUUGGAGGUAAUGGGACAUUGAUUGGAGCAUCUGCAAACGUUGUUUGUGCAGGAAUUGCUGAGCAACAUGGUUAUGGCUUCUCUUUCAUGGAAUUUUUCAGGUUGGGUUUCCCCAUGAUGAUUGUGUCCUGUACCGUCGGGAUGUGCUAUCUCCUUGUUGCUCAUGUUGUAGUAGGUUGGAACUCUUAGUAAUUUAAACUUUUAAGGCCCAAAGAAACUUUCCAUUUCAUUUAGUGUAUAUCUCAGAACUCUUAAGAAGAUGCAUAGGAGGAAAAAGGUGCAAAACCCCCAACAUAUAGUAUCAAUCAAAAAGAUUGCUAGUGUCCGUUUUGGUCAAUCUUAACCUUGUGUUCUGUGAAUAACCUGCAGAACUAGAUAAUGAAAAUUAAAAGGACCAUAUAUUUAAUUAUGAAUAACACUAUCGAGCAGAUGAAAACGCACCAUCACAAGGGAAUAUGUUGUGCCCGAAAGUUUGUACUGCCACAAUUUGAGUAUAGUCACAGAUGAAAAACUCAUUCACAAUAGCAGAUGUUCAGUAAUUUCUUCCACGGCUUCAUUUGUCUUUGUCAUGUAUUUAGCUAUUUGUAUUAAAGUAACUAAUAUUCACGUUGUAAUAAUAGACAAUUAAGCAGACAGUCUGUACACUAUGAAGGAUGUAUCAUUAUCUAUGUUUAAAAAUAAACACAUCU
Molecule: messenger RNA, 3642 nt
Organism: Struthio camelus australis
Lineage: Eukaryota; Metazoa; Chordata; Aves; Struthioniformes; Struthionidae
Source: RefSeq, a predicted model, not a curated record